CAAAUCUCUCUUACAAUGAUCCACAUGACCUUUUGUUCAUCUUUAGGUUUCCGUCUUGUUCGUGUCUUCAAAGUUGUUGAGCCUGUUUCUUUAUCUCGUAACGUCUACCUCACUUGUAUACUCCCUAUUGGUGCUCUUUAUUCUGUUUCCCUUUGGCUUUCAAACUCUGCUUAUAUCUAUCUUUCUGUUUCCUUUAUUCAAAUGUUGAAAGCCCUUAUGCCUGUUGCUGUUUAUACUAUUGGGAUCUUGUUUAAAAAGGAUAGUUUCAAGAACUCAACUAUGGGGAAUAUGCUUGCUAUUUCAGUUGGUGUUGCUAUUGCUGCGUAUGGUGAAGCAAAGUAUGAUUCUUGGGGUGUUUUACUUCAGUUACUUGCUGUUUUGGUUGAGGCUACUAGGCUUGUUAUGAUCCAGAUCUUGUUGACUUCAAAGGGAAAAACUAAGAGUCGUUGUUCUGGUUUCACAAGCUGCACUUAGCUUUAUUCAAGGUACGUAAUUGUGCAUUUUAGUGAAACCAGCUUCCUUUCAUCCUAUAAUCGAUAUGCAUACUUAUAAAAGAGAGGAAAAUCUUGAGUAUUGAUGAGCAAAAAAAUGGUAUUACCGAAUACCGUACCGAACCGAAAUUUAAUUUACCGAUUCCC
Messenger RNA from Lycium barbarum (goji berry), 638 nucleotides. Its product is annotated as probable sugar phosphate/phosphate translocator At5g25400. The record is from RefSeq and is a predicted model, not a curated record. The transcript is spliced from 2 exons. Bases 16 to 474 code for a protein of 152 amino acids. Lineage: Eukaryota; Viridiplantae; Streptophyta; Magnoliopsida; Solanales; Solanaceae. Gene Ontology annotation, cellular component: trans-Golgi network; Golgi apparatus; endosome. Gene Ontology annotation, molecular function: antiporter activity.